AAGAACAAUUUUACAGGACAGGUUUAUCUGGAACACGACCCGGAUUUAGGGCGUCCCGUGUCACCCCAGCGGCCGGUGCGAUGUUUAGGUUGUGCUUGUUGGCAGUUUGUGUUGCAGUGGCAGCAGCCACUAACACACUGGUGCUGGUGGACACACUGGCCACGAGGGAAACACAUUCCAUUUUCCUCAAGUCCCUUCAGGAACGCGACCAUGAGGUAACAGUGAAGGUAGCGGACGACCCAUCACUGCAGCUGACUCGCUAUGGGGAGUACCUGUAUCAGAACCUGGUUAUCUUCGCCCCAGGAGUGGAGGAGUUUGGCGGCGCCCUCAGUGUGGAGACCAUUGUGGAGUUCAUUGACGGCGGCGGCAACGUGCUGGUGGCAGGAUCCAGGGAGGCAGCGGACCUGAUCAGGGAGCUGGUGACUGAGGUUGGAGUGGAGAUGGAUGAGGAGGGGGCAGCCGUCAUGGACCACCUCCACUACGAUGCCAACGAUGAUGGGCAGCACACGCUCAUUGCAGCCCCAAGCUCUGGUCUCAUCGACUCUGAAGUGAUGGUGGGCCCAAAGGACGCCAUCCCCCUACUGUACCGUGGGACGGGACUCAUCACUGACGCUGAUAACCCCUUAGUGCUGCCAGUGCUGCGUGCCCCCUCCACAGCCUACUGCUAUAGCCCUACUCAGUCCAUCUCUGACUACCCUCAUGCCACAGGACAGAACAUGCUGCUGGUGGCGGCGCUCCAGGCACGCAACAACGCCAGGGUGGUGGUGUCCGGCUCCCUGGAAUUCUUCUCUGAUGCCUUCAUCAUGGCCUCCGUGCAGACACCUCAGGGCGCCUCGUAUGAGCGGUCAGGCAACGGGCGAGUGGUGGAGGCCCUGAGUCGGUGGGUGUUCAUGGAGGAGGGUGUGCUGAGAGUGGUGUCCAUCAACCACCACCUGCAGGACGAGGUUGAGCCACCCGUGGCCUACACCAUUAAGGAUGAUGUGGAGUACAAGAUCAGGGUGGACAGGCUGGUGGACGGCAAGUGGAAGCCGUUCGUGGCCAAUGACAUGCAGAUGGAGUUCUUGCGCAUUGACCCCUUCGUGAGACUCACCAUGACACCCAACCCUAAUGGCGUCUUCUCUGUCAAAUUCAAGGUUCCUGAUGUGUACGGCGUGUACCAGUUCAAGGUGGAGUACAACAGGGUGGGCUUCACCAGACUCUACAGCUCCACACAGGUGUCUGUGCGUCCCUUCACACACCUGCAGUACGAGCGGUUCAUCGAGUGUGCCUACCCUUACUACGCCAGCGCCUUCUCCAUGAUGGCGGGGGUGUUCCUCUUCUCCCUUGUCUUCCUGCACCACAAGGACUCUCCAGUCAAGAGCAAGAGUGAAUGAUUCUCCCCAGCUUUUCUUCUUACUUUGCUAACUUCUCAGUGUGGGGUGUAAAGUUUUCUGUUCAGGCUCAGUCAGACAGUAUUUUGAUCUACUACAUCUGCAUUCCUUAGAGAGUAAACAUGUUAUUGUAGCUUAUUUGUCAUGUUUUUUUCAGAUCAUUAGUGGAUCAAGGUUUCUUUUUCUUUGAGGGGUUAGGAAGUAAUUACAAUCUUACCAUUUAUUGCUAGUGAGACUCAGUAAUGUUUCUGGUGUGUACUAACUUCUCCUCCUGUGAAGAUUAAUAUCCCAAUGUUUCUCAUGUGUGGAACCUCCAAGAGGCAGCCUUGUAAAGAAAAAAAAUGUUGAAUAAAUCUUUCUUAAUACUU
Molecule: messenger RNA, 1738 nt
Organism: Eriocheir sinensis (Chinese mitten crab)
Lineage: Eukaryota; Metazoa; Arthropoda; Malacostraca; Decapoda; Varunidae
Gene: Ost48
Product: dolichyl-diphosphooligosaccharide--protein glycosyltransferase 48 kDa subunit-like
Exons: 10
Coding region: 81-1373 (430 amino acids)
Cellular component (GO): oligosaccharyltransferase complex; endoplasmic reticulum membrane
Source: RefSeq, a predicted model, not a curated record